UAACAAUGCCCAAUCUGGUUGGUCAACAUGAGUAGGUACAACACACUUAGGAGAAAUGGGAUAUGGUCUUAAUGCCCUGAAUAAAACCGCAACCACCAAAUCAGAAGAGGGAAGUAUAGUAAGAUAGAUGGAGUCAUUUGAGAGAUAAAGAAGAAAAUGAAAAAUGAUACACAAAGGACUUCACAAAUGAAUGUUCCAGAAAAUCGGAUAGCAUCAAUAUUAAAUGUCAUAUAGUUCACUAAAACCAUACAUCUUGGCAAGGUAAUGGACAAGUUUGUUUCAGCUUGUCUGGGAAACCUAAAAACUUAUGUAGGGAGCUUCUAGUAGUACAUGACUAGAAAGUUUAGCAGGCAACACGUAAAUAUAUUUUGAUGCAGAAAAAAACUUAAAAUAACAAAAUAGUAUGAAUCAAUGUAGUCAAAUGUGCGUUUUCACCUGUCCAAUCAAACUAAGGAAGUUUUUCACUUCGAUCUACCCUUUCCUCAUAUAAUAUAGCCAACCCUCGGGCAAAUUUGACUUCGCAUCAUCUUUUCCUGUCCCAAUGGAGGACAACUUCACUUUCAGAUGAACAGAUUUAUGAGUACUCCAAACAAUACUGUGUGCUCUAAAGAGCCAUAGUAUCAUGAAUUUUAAUGCAUCUGAGAACAAUACUGUGUGCUCUAAACAACCAUAGUAUCAUGGCCAAUUCCUUUUCUAGCUUUCAUAUGGUACAAGGACAUGAUGAAUCACAGGACACAACCUUUCACAAUGAUACCAGAAGCAACGACCUACUUGGGAAUAUUCCAAACUGCAACUGUAAAUAAAGACUUUGAUCCACAAUAUCGAAUCGAAGUGAUUCACCACCACAUAAUGAAGGGUGCGGAUGUAUAACAACACUUAAAGUGUUGUUAUACUAACAACAAGAGCAUAAUAGUAAAAGAUCAAUAAAUAUAACAAAUUAAAAAUAAAUAAACAAAAUCUAAAUACCCUAAGCGUGUUUUAUUUAUCUCUCUUCCCAGCAACAGCGGCUAGAUCUGUACCUCUGAACAACAAUUUAGUUUUCUUCUCCGAUGCCAAUCCUCUGUCAUCGCCAUCGCACCGGUCCACUCUCUCCCGACCACAACCACACCGCCGACGAUGAGUUCAGUGCGACGACGAUGGAUACGGAGAGCGCCGCGGUGGCACUGGUGUGCUACCAGCAGAAGGUCCCUUUCAUCAGUCGUCUUCAAGACUUGGAUUCCGCCAUGCGAUCAGAAAUCGUCGAGGCCAUAGCCAUGUCGUCUCAGAUCUGGAGUCGUGAUGUGUGGCGGCGGCGAUUCAAGGCAGCUCUUCCGCCGACCGUUUCUCUGAUCAUCCCCUCUCCUUUCUGACGUCGACGACGAUCUUUUUAACCUCAACUAAUGGUAUGCUCCUCUGCCCCGCUUUUUACCCGCCGCUGCCGCCUGGAAAUCAACUUUGUCAUUUCUCCCCCGUUGAUGGCCUCCUCCGUUGUAGAUCUCAUUACAAUUUACACCUCCGUUGGAGUGUAUGAUGAAUCCAGAGUCGUCAACUCGCUGGACCCAAGGUUAAGAGAAGGGGAGGGAGAGGUGUUGGUAUCAAAAUCGGGAACGUUGUAAACUCGUGCUUCUCUUCUUGGAUUCUGUUACGUGCAGUUAGUGGGCCGGAUAUGGGGGGAUUUUGAUUGUUAAGUGGGUAUUUGGGAUUAUCUCCAGUAGCUUAAUUUUAGGAUUAGUGGGUUGGUAAUUUUCUUAUUUAAGUCAACUAGAAGGAUGUAAUCAGGGGGAAUAACAAUCACAGUGUCGAUUACUGUAGGAGGCCAGCUUUGCCUCAAAGAAGCCAAACCCCAAUCCAUCUUCUCCUUUCCAACGUCCCCAUAACUCCACCAUAGCUCCAAAGAAGCAAAAUCCCAUCAAGCCUUGGCCGCUAUCCGAGCCACAAGGGCUUGAAACUCGAUCCCAAAUAAAAGCACACAACAACUUGGUAUCAGAGUCGGCCGCUUCUGCCGCUGUGGAGGCUCAAAUUGAUCAACUCGAAGAUUUAUUGCGACAAGAGAUGCUAUUAAAUGAAACGAGGAGGCAAGAGUUGCAGCAGGAAAGCCAAGAGAAUUUCGCUACCCUCAAUGCACGACUUGACCAGCUCUUUGCACGCCGACGGGAGGGUGACGAACAACAUCUUCAGAUUUUCAAUGGAGGUCUGAGAAACAGGCGCCUUGAAGGUCACCAUCCUGGAAUCAAAAUUGAUUUCCCACGCUUCCUCGGAGAGGAGGAUCCGACGACUUGGAUCUGCAGAGCUGAGAAAUUUUUCCAGGUAGUGGGCCGUAUUUGGGGGGAUAUUGAUUGUUAAGUGGGUAUUUGGGAUUAUCUCCAGUAGCUUAAUUUUAGGAUUAGUGGGUUGGUAGUUAUUUUAUUUAAGUCAAUUAGAAGGAUGUAAUCAGGGGAAUAACAAUCAAAGUGUCAAUUAUCGUAGGAGGCCGGCUUUGGCUCGAAGAAGCCAAACCCCAAUCCAUUCUCCUUUCCAACGUCCCCAUAACUCCACCAUAGCUCCAAAGAAGCAAAAACCCAUCAAGCCUUGGCCGCGAUCCGAGCCGCAAGGGCCUGAAACUCGAUUCCAAAUAAAAGCACACAACAAAUUCUCAUAUUCCCAUAAUUUUUCUUAAGAUCUCGACCUUCCUUUAAUUUUGUUUUAUUGAUUGUUAACGCUGCUGCAAUAUGUAGGGAGAGAGUUUGCCGCAGUUGUUUGUGAUUUCUGUCUCUACUCAAUUUUGUUGUGCAAUUUUUUUUAAGAAUCUCGUGUUGCCGAAGGAAAGUCUUCUCAGGUUGUCGCUGCUGCUUUAGGUUGAUAUUGGUUUGUUGAUUUUAUUUCCAAACCACUUCAAAUCAGAACUAUCUAAAAGUACCACAAAUGUCGGGAAACGCACUAGAAACUUCUUAAUACAAACCACAAUAAACACCGUGAAACAAACAUAAAAACACUCCAGAACCCUUCUAAUAUAAACCACAAAUCGCCUAAAAUAUACCAAAAGCACAACAAAGCAAACCACAAAUAUUUAUAAAACACACUAGAAAUCUCCUAAUACAAACCACAUACGCAAUAAAACAAACCACAAAAAGUAUACAAGAAACCUCAUAUUGCAAACCAAUUGUAGACACCACUUUUUGUCCGGGUUAAAACCUUUUUACUUAAAUAAAAUUUAGUUUUUAUU
Molecule: messenger RNA, 3181 nt
Organism: Linum trigynum
Lineage: Eukaryota; Viridiplantae; Streptophyta; Magnoliopsida; Malpighiales; Linaceae
Source: the annotation of a GenBank genome assembly